GUGUGUGUGCUAUGGAUAAAAAAAACCUGAUCACGAUUGUCUUCUAGGGAGUGUAUAAAAGAUGCAGCUCUUAUCACUAGAAGUUCAGCUCUGAAAGCUCCCCACGGAACUGCGCAAUCAUUUCGGUCAAAGAAUGAAGCUUAUUCUUGUUGCACUGGUCCUAGUGGCCUCGGCCUCGGCCAAUGUUAUUCGACCCCCAGUGGUAGAUUCAAAUAGAGAGGAUAUUAACCUCGCUGAGAUAGUUACAAACAUUGGAAAUGUUGUCCACGUCAUUGACCAGUUUGUCGGAGGAACCGGAAAGAGAGAAGAACAAGAUAUCUGCGCAACUGUCGCUGGUGUCCGAGUAUGUUUAAGAGACGUCGAAAAUUUUGAUGUCGCUUCCCUGGUUAAUAACAUUGCAAAUGUUGUCCACGUCAUUGACCAGUUUGUCGGAGGAACCGGAAAGAGAGAUAUUGAGAAUUUUGAUUUAUCACAAUUAGUUGCAAACAUUGGAAACGUUGUCCACGUCAUUGACCAGUUUGUCGGAGGAACCGGAAAGAGAGAAGAACAAGAUAUCUGCGCAACUGUAGCUGGUGUCCGAGUAUGUUUAAGAGAUGUCGAAAAUUUUGAUGUCGCUUCCCUGGUUAAUAACAUUGCCAAUGUUGUCCACGUCAUUGACCAGUUUGUCGGAGGAACCGGAAAGAGAGAUCUGGAGAAUUUUGAUUUAUCACAAUUAGUUGCAAACAUUGGAAGCGUUGUCCACGUCAUUGACCAGUUUGUCGGAGGAACCGGAAAGAGAGAAGAACAAGAUAUCUGCGCAACUGUAGCUGGUGUCCGAGUAUGUUUAAGAGAUGUCGGAAAUUUUGAUGUCGCUUCCCUGGUUAAUAACAUUGCCAAUGUUGUCCACGUCAUUGACCAGUUUGUCGGAGGAACCGGAAAGAGAGAUCUGGAGAAUUUUGAUUUAUCACAAUUAGUUGCAAACAUUGGAAAUGUUGUCCACGUCAUUGACCAGUUUGUCGGAGGAACCGGAAAGAGAGAAGAACAAGAUAUCUGCGCAACUGUAGCUGGUGUCCGAGUAUGUUUAAGAGAUGUCGAAAAUUUUGAUGUCGCUUCCCUGGUUAAUAACAUUGCCAAUGUUGUCCACGUCAUUGACCAGUUUGUCGGAGGAACUGGAAAGAGAGACCUCGAAAAUUUUGAUGUAACUCAACUUGUUAACAAUAUUGGAAGCGUUGUCCACAUUAUUGACCAAUUUGUGAGUGGAACUGCAAAGAGAGAGCAACAAGAUUUAUGUGCUACUGUUGCUGGUGUCAAAAUAUGCGUCUAAAAAACACCCCCACCUAAUUUAAGAUUAUUUAUGUUACACUUUUUUCUUUGUAUUAAACAAUAAGAAUUUUA
This is a messenger RNA of Biomphalaria glabrata, 1374 nucleotides long. RefSeq lists its product as uncharacterized. Bases 134 to 1303 code for a protein of 389 amino acids. Lineage: Eukaryota; Metazoa; Mollusca; Gastropoda; Planorbidae. The transcript has 2 exons. The record is from RefSeq and is a predicted model, not a curated record.